AGAAGUCAGUGGAAAAUUCGUGCGUAUUGUGUCUCUGCGUCAAACUUUUCUCCAAAAAGUCUCUUGGUCGCUUCUUGAAGCAACUCGUUAAUUCUUCAACGCUUUCACUGUCCUCAACGUCCCAUAUACUAAAUCAGAAUGCCGGCUGCAGCACCCCCCGAAAAUGGUGCAGGCGUACCAAAAACCGAGCUUCAAGAGCUCCAAAUGAAACAGCAGCAAGUGGUCGAUGAGUCCUUGGAUAGCACCCGGCGUAUGCUGGCAUUAUGCGAGGAGAGCACUGAGGUGGGAAUGCGAACCAUCGUAAUGCUGGAUGAACAAGGAGAACAACUGGAUCGAAUCGAGGAGGGCAUGGACCAGAUCAAUGCCGACAUGCGCGAGGCAGAGAAGAAUCUGAGCGGUAUGGAAAAAUGCUGCGGUAUCUGUGUCUUGCCAUGCAACAAAAGUGCAUCCUUCAAAGAGGACGAUGGUACCUGGAAGGGCAAUGAUGACGGCAAGGUGGUCAACAAUCAGCCUCAGCGAGUAAUGGACGAUCGUAACGGGUUGGGCCCGCAGGCUGGCUAUAUUGGAAGAAUCACGAACGAUGCUCGAGAGGACGAGAUGGAGGAAAACAUGGGCCAGGUGAACACUAUGAUUGGCAAUCUUCGAAACAUGGCGCUCGAUAUGGGCUCUGAGCUCGAGAAUCAGAACAGACAGAUCGACAGAAUCAAUCGCAAGGGAGAAUCCAACGCCACCAGGAUAGCAGCGGCUAACGAAAGAGCUCACGAUCUGCUGAAAUAAGAUGUUACAUUCGACCGCUGACAAAUGCAAUUAACUGCGAUGCAAAAUAUGGCGAGGGAUAGUGGAACGGCGUGUUGAUCUGCAAUCUUGCAUUCCCGGAAGGGCACGUCUGGCCGGAAGCAAGAGUUGUGGCAAGGUCGGGGAGUUGAUCGAGAUCCACCUAAACUUUAGUUUAUGACAACCAAACAAGGAAGCAUAUACACGCAUACUACCGGUCGACCGAAGGGAGGAAAAGAUUACUUUCAGCCGUACGUUAGACUGCUUCGCAUUUAAAUGGGAUGGUGGCGUCGAGGGGAAUGAGGGAAGGGAAAUCAAAAUAGGAAUGUUUCAAUCGCAGCCCGCGCUUGCUGGUUAGUGUGUAAGGACGCUCUAGUGUUGAAACGAUUAAAAUUGAGCAUUUAAGCGAAAUAGCGAUGCGGCCGAGUAGACGGAUGUUAAAUUCCUCUCUCGAAAGCAUAUAACACAGACGACACGCUUUUAAAAAGAGUGAAGAGACAUGUUGCAACGAUAUUCUUAGGUUUCAUUAGGUUGUGCGAAAUUUUGUUGAGAUUUCUUUACCUAGCCGUAUGUGAAAAUUUAUUCCAUUUCCAUCAACAACGGGCUCGUGAUGCAUCGCAUUGAGAGCGUGGAGGAUUACCACAGUCUGCAAUUACUAUCUUUAAUUUUAGGCUACCGGGACCAAAGUAUCCUGUUCAAGCAUUUGUUUCCUGCAUUCUCACUCAGAACGUUUAUAUUGAAUGUGAAAUAUAAAAUUGCGAACGAAAUGCAACGCGCAUCAUCAAGCGACGAGUUGGCACAAGCAAGAAUAGCUUUCUUCGCUCGUUGUUUGAUACCGGAACUAGAUAAGUCCGAGCUCGGCUUGUUUCCUUACAAUCUCUCUUAGUAUUAUUAUAAAUAACUAGCCGAUUUAGUCACAGUAGGAUAGGAUAAAAAUCUUUUCCCCUUGUUCGUUCGAUAGUUUUGCAACCCGUUGUGUUGGUUUCCAACGUGCUAAAUGGUGGCAUCAGCUUGGAGAGCAAUGUUGGGAGCAAAAUGUUCGAAGCGUCCAGCUUCCUGCGCACCGCCGGUGCAUUUUAAUCGCCCCAGUAGUGUAGAGCCUGCUUUCAUUCGAGUGGUUACGAAAGUGUGUCCUGCCAGGUUGCACUUUGCUGCACCACAUGUGCAUGUAUCACAUCGUUUGUUCGUUCGUUCGUUGGACUACUGUUACCAUGGUUAGCUUUUCUUCCCACCGAAAGAGAGCGAGAGAGAGAGAGAGUGAGAGAGGAAGAGAAUGUGGAUAAUUGGGGAAUAUGUUUGCCAACGAAACCAUUGAACUUGGCGUGUUGGCGAAUGUUGCUGCAACAAAAUGUAUGUGCGCCCCCUUUCGAGCAGGAAAACCGACCUACCCAACAAUCAACAAUGACGAGGAUUGUUUCUCGGUUUGUAAAACAAAAUGCAAAAAUGGCUACGUUUUGGAGCGAUUGCAAACUCACAAACAAGUGCUUGUAAUACUAGCUAAUAAAAAAAAACAACAAACAUCGUUACGUAGCAGUAUGGUACUUCGUUGUUCAUGAGUAGUUUGUUGCUUUCUGUUUUGAGUCUGUCAUUCUAAAACAUUAUGACUAAGAAGCAAAUAACAAGAACAAUUGCAAUUGAAUUCCAGUUCAUUUUAUUCAAGUUUGCCCAUAGCGGCCAGUAGCUGCUCUUGUUACGGCAAUGCAUUUGUCUUUUUUAGGCGUUUUGCGACGUAGAAAGCCAUCGCUUGUCCGUAAAUGUUGCACACAGUGUUGUAAUUAGUAAGGAAAAGUUAGCCAUACCUUUAAAGGAAAAUAUUCCAUCGAUUUAUAGACGAAAUCAAACGAACAGAACGCGGGGUCAUACUUUCAGUUGACGACAUUGCACCGACGGUGUAGUACCUUUUUCGCUCCUGGUGGAGUGCCGAAGCAAGUCAUUUGUUAGUUGGUGUUUCGUUUUUGUUUUCGUGGCACUUCCGGUUCAUCUGGCAACCGAGUUUUAUCUCGAUAUAGCAUCAAUCUCAAUGACAACGGAAGCAUUACAAACAAACCCAGUGCAGCAGUAGAGCAGUUAGACGUACAGAAACAAGCCACCAAAAGUCGGACUAGUAAAAGAAAAUAAAAUUACCUUAACCUUAAAAGCAAAGGUACUUUAAUAAUAAAUAUAAAUAUACAAAACUUAUUAUACAUUAUUAAUGAUACAAUAUUUACUUAGCAUCAGAGCGAGUAAAUGUGCAUGGACGCGCGUUUAUAUCAUAUCAUGCGAGCGGAAGCAACACACAAAAAAGGCAGUAAAAACGAAAAAAAAAAAGUAAACCGAGUUGCGUUUUGGGUGAGCAAAAGACGAAAGACACGUUUAAAGGGAAUGCAAACAAAAAAGUGUGAGAAAAAUGAAGGAAAAAAACAAAACUAGCAAAACGAAACACCGAAGUGAAUUGUAUCGCAAAGCAAGCAAAUAAUACGAGCAGAGUAAUGAUGCAAUGUGUAUUGAUUAGCUUCUCACAGCGGCGGGAAGACGAAAACGAUUGGCAUAUUCCGCCCAUGAGCGAGUAUGUAACAACACAGCUUAUGCUACGCGCGAUUGUCGUGUGUGCGUUUUAUGUGAAUGAUGAUAAUUAAUGAUUGCAAUAUAACUGUGGUGUCCUACCAGAUCAGAAUGGCUCGAUUAAUUAAAACCAAAAAAGGAAAAAAAAAUCAACAAAAACAACAAGCAUUAAUCCAAGGCUAUAUAUAGAAGUCCAGUAACGAUAAAAACAAGAAAAAAAACAAAACUUUAUCAUAUACCAAUAUAAGCUGGGCUUAAAGACAGCGACAGGACACUGAACACAAAAGACACGCGUUCAAGUAUAUACACUCAUUAUUAUGUUUGAACAAAUGACGUUGAUUGAAUAGAUUCAUCAGCAAUAAUAAACAAUUGUGAUAAUACAAUACAUACAAGAGGAGAAACGCGGAGAAGGCGGAAGGAGGAGGAAACACAACUAAAAAAAGAAAACAAUGAAGAAAAUUGAAUGUUGAACGCGAAAGAACCCGAAGCAAUUGAAGGAAAAGCGCAAAGAAAAGUGGGAAAAGUGGUCAAGGUACGAUGGUGGUUAUAGCUGGCGUUUUGAAUGACGAAAUUGACGAAACAUUCGCAAAAGGACACGACCCUAAAAUGCGCGUGACGAACGGAGGAAUGUGCAGGAAAGAAAAUUGAGCUAAGGUGCAUUCGUUAAACGAGGAGAACCAGGCGCUUGCAUUAGCCCUUGCCCUUGCCAAACGCGAGCCGUACCGUCGUUUCGAUGCAACGCGAUUUGUUAUGCUUCCUUCUUCGGAUGGGUGGGUGGCGUCACUUCUUGGGCGGUUUUGAAUAUGCUACGCACUAAAUGCCCCUCUUUUGGCAGUGUAGUUUAAGAGUGAAGAAAAAAGGAAUACGCAAGAUAACUGAAAGCAAUUGUAAUGUGAAACGUUUUCGCAUGAGAACAUGUUUUGCUUCCUUCCUUUCUCCAGUAACAGUGGAUAUUGGUGGAUAGCGCCAUAUGCGAGUGUUAAGAUGAGAGUUUCUCUCCCAUAUUACGCGCAGACAUGACGACGAGUGAGGGAUGUAAAAGGCGCAUUCGACAACACCCUGACUAUUAGGGACCUGAAGCAGAGAAAUAUCCCAACAUCACAGUCCAUCUUCCCUUUUCGGGCUCAAUGUCGAUCGCACUCAGCACAACACGCUUCGUAAGUCUUCUCCUACGAACUCUUCUUCCACGGCACAGUUCACCCCAGAACAGUUCCAAUGUGCCUGUUGGCACCUACUGUUGGCCCUCUAGAAGCCGAUGUCAUCUGCCUGCACCACCGAUCGCUCGUAGAUCGAUCCUCCUAUUCGUCACUGCAUGAUCGAUGGGGGUAAUGUUAGCACGAAACGAAUGGCUUGGGAACGAUACACAAACACUAGCACAGCAUGGUGCUUGACUCACACAGUGCAACACCGUCUCCCUAACUAUCUAGCGAUUGAUAUCCUCCCACAGCAAGGACACGCCGCGUCAGCCGAGCCUAUGACUGAAACGGUAAACUAAAUCAAACUAACCAAACCCAACUCACACCAUCUCUUGUUGUCUCUUAAAAGUAUAGCAAACAAAUCUCUACAUGUGUAUAAAAUCGUGUCCAAACAGGACGAAACUCCAAACUCUAUCGCCCGGCAUCUUUGGCACGGCAAAGUCUUAAGUAUUAGCAGCGUAGCCUCUCUUGCUAACUAAGAAAUGAAAAAUGCAACGUAGCUCCAACGGAAAAUUCGUUUAUUUUUGCUCGGAUCGUUCAUUUGCACCGGCUUAUCCUAUUUCGCGACUCAACUAAACCACGAACACUCAAGACAAGAAGAACAAAACAUGGCAGCAUCUUCACAAGGUCCACUCUGUCUCACAUAACACUGUUCUUUUGACGGCGGGCAGCGACAGAUUUGAUGGUGGCGAAAAGAACGGAAAGUCGUAUGAAAAACAAAAAAAAACACACACACGCGGGGAAACAGUGACAACAGAGAGGAAACGGUGCGAAAAAGAUAAACAAAAAAAAAAAAAAGAAACAAAAAAAAGGAUAACGAUAAACACGGGAACGAAAUAGAAACGAAAAACGGAAGACGACAAACA
This is a messenger RNA of Anopheles nili, 5377 nucleotides long. It is a transcript of the gene Snap25, whose product is annotated as synaptosomal-associated protein 25. Bases 139 to 777 code for a protein of 212 amino acids. Gene Ontology annotation, biological process: synaptic vesicle priming; exocytosis; synaptic vesicle fusion to presynaptic active zone membrane. The transcript has 8 exons. Gene Ontology annotation, molecular function: syntaxin binding; SNAP receptor activity. NCBI's taxonomy places the organism in Eukaryota, Metazoa, Arthropoda, Insecta, Diptera, Culicidae. The record is from RefSeq and is a predicted model, not a curated record. Gene Ontology annotation, cellular component: plasma membrane; SNARE complex.